GGUGGAAGAUUAUAAAUGCGGCCAUGGUGGAAAAAGCUCGCUGUUUUGAUCGAGAUUGUAACGGUCCUCACUUCCCCAGGCAGCCCGCUCCCUCUCAGUCUGCAGUCCGCCUCGUUCUCCACGUCCAAGAUGAACAGAAUCAUUUUCGUCCUUGCAGCUGGAUUCUGCUUUGCCCUCGCUCAAGGCCUCAAGUGCUACAAAUGCAGCAUUGGAUUAGGUGACCUUUGCUUAACCACGGAAACCGAGUGCAAGAGUGAAGAGCAUUGCUUCAGUGGUGUCGGGAAAGCAGCUAAAUUCGUGGACAUCAAAAUGAAGGGCUGUCUCAAAGUGGAUGAUUGCAACAAGACAAAAGAUGUGACCUUGCCCGGCAGCGACAACACCACCAUCUACAAGAUGACCAAGACUUGCUGCGACAGCGACCUGUGCAACGCGGCCCCCGGCCUGCCCGGCCUGUCCGGGCUGAGCCUGGCGCUAGCUGCCAUUUCUGCUCUGUUUGCAACUAACCUUCUGAUUUGAAAGAAGACAAAACAACUGAUUAAAAAGUUAAUUAAAAAGUGCAUCUAUAGAUAAAUCACUACUGUACCAACAUAAGUUGCUACUACAAGAGUUGAAUUUAAGUACUCAGCCACGAGCUGUGUGGAUAUGUAACCAAAACUUUUCUUUUCUCAUGUUUACUGUCUUGGAGGGGUAUUAUAUUUUUGCUUUCAUAAGUUUUUAUAUCAGUUAAACUAAUUUCACUCUUGUAUUUUUGUAUUUCUGUAUGUAUCGGUUCUAAUUGUAGCGUUGUAAAUUAACUGUUGGCUGACAAAUAAGUCCUAAAUGAGUGUGGAAGAUGACCAUAGCUGAGUCACAUGUUGGACAUUUGCUUGAAUGUAAAGAAAACUAUAAAAGAAGGAACCAUGUUGCCAAGUUGGUAAAAAGAUGGAGACCACUCAUACUUUUGUUGGGUUGAUAUGAAGCUACAGUUGCCAGUUGGCUCAGCUAUUUGUAGUGUAGAAACUGGAAAAAUAAAGGAAACUGAUCGGGUAAAAGAAAAUGCUUUUUUAUUGAGUGCACUCACAACACUUACCGUUUAUUCAAAGUGAAAUCAACUUCUUUGGUCACAAAUUAAUGAAACCAUUUGACAGGUAUGUGAUUAAUUUCCAUACAGGUUGUUAGCUUGACUAGCCAAACCAGCUUCCAAAUCAUACAACUUUUCUUUUUAAUUUAUUGCCUUUUUAUCCACCUUACUGUCAUAUGACGGUAUGCAAAUUAACUUUUUUAACGUUUUAACGUUAAUCCUUUAAAUGUCAAAUAUUUGUGGUUGUUUUAGCAUAACUUAACAGUGAGUUUCUUUUUCUUAGGCUCUGUCUUUCUGCAUUUGUUUUCUGUGUUGCCCCUUUUUUUCUUUUCAAUUUUCAAAAAUGAAGAAAUAAAAAAAUGGCUCCAGCGCUUCUAUUAUACUGAGCUUUACAUACACAAUAACACAUGGGGAUGAUGCAUAACCGAGAUUAAUCUGUCACUUAGAAUCUUAAAAAGUGACGCCUUCCCUAGAUUGGCUCUUUUGCUUUUAUUUAUGUACAAAACAAAUAAAAAGAAACCUGUCAUGCUCUC
Molecule: messenger RNA, 1593 nt
Organism: Cololabis saira (Pacific saury)
Lineage: Eukaryota; Metazoa; Chordata; Actinopteri; Beloniformes; Belonidae
Gene: spaca4l
Product: sperm acrosome associated 4 like
Exons: 3
Coding region: 16-516 (166 amino acids)
Source: RefSeq, a predicted model, not a curated record